CCCUGCACGUCUGCGGCCCGCGGGGAAAGCCGAUCCCGCUAAUCUGCUCGGCUGACCGGUUGGGCAGCUGCACCGGCUGUUCACCUUCCCGGCCAGGCACGCCCAGGACCAGCGCGAGCUGUGCGAGGACCAGAGCAUGUGGGGGACGCGGCUGGCGCUGCUGGCGCUGGUGCUGGCUGCCCGCUGGGAGCUCGUGGUGGCCCUGCAAUGCUACACCUGUCACGAGCCCACCAGUGUGUCCAGCUGUGUCACCACCGCCACCUGCAGCUCCAACGAAACCAUGUGCAAAACCACACUCUACUCCCUGGAGAUCGUGUACCCCUUUCUGGGGGACUCCACGGUGACCAAGUCCUGUGCCAGCAAGUGCGUGCCCUCGGACGUGGAUGGCAUCGGCUUGACCCGGCCCGUGUCCUGCUGCAACACUGACCUGUGCAACGUGGAUGGGGCAUCUGCCCUGGGCAGCCCCCGCGGCCUGGCCACCACCCUCCUGCUCAGCCUCCUCAUCAUCCUGCAACUCUAGAGCCCCCCCACCCCCCGCCGCCCAGCCCCCAGUGCCUCGGAAGAAUCGCAGCCCCUCCUGCACCAGGC
Molecule: messenger RNA, 588 nt
Organism: Sus scrofa (pig)
Lineage: Eukaryota; Metazoa; Chordata; Mammalia; Artiodactyla; Suidae
Product: ly6/PLAUR domain-containing protein 2
Cellular component (GO): plasma membrane
Source: RefSeq, a predicted model, not a curated record